Molecule: messenger RNA, 2070 nt
Organism: Vespa mandarinia (Asian giant hornet)
Lineage: Eukaryota; Metazoa; Arthropoda; Insecta; Hymenoptera; Vespidae
Gene: wdp
Product: Leucine rich repeat protein windpipe
Molecular function (GO): protein binding
Source: RefSeq, a predicted model, not a curated record
AUGAAGACAGUAGGGAGCUUCAUCUCGUUCCUCCUCGUUAUUCUACAUAGUUCGAGCUUGACGAAUUGUCUGUGCUACUUGGAGAACGAAACGGAGGCGCAAUGUCAAAAAUUAGAAGACGUCAAAUACAUCGAUGCCUUUCAAUUGGAAUCGUUGAAAGUAACAAAGAUCGACGGCACCUUGGAUCCGGAGAUUUUUAAGAAUUUGACCAAUCUCAAACAUUUGGAUUUGUCUGAUGGCGAUUUGAAAAGAAUAAAACCUGAUACUUUUCGAAUGUUGGCCAACUUGAAGAGUCUCGACUUAUCGAACAAUAGAUUGGAACACCUGAACUUGUCAUCGUUAGAGGGAUUACACGAAUUACGUAGUUUAAAUCUUCGAAAGAAUAAUAUCGCUCAAUUCCCAGUUGUAUUGUUACGUUUGAAGAAUCUGAAACAUUUGGAUAUUCAUGGGAAUCCGCUUCAAUGUAAUUGCGCAACUUUACUCGCAAGAAACUUAUUGAUAUCGAGAGGUGUCAAGUUGUCGAAGAAGAUCAUUUGCGUUGGUCCGAAUAGUUGGAAAGGUUCAUCGCUUUUAAAAUUGGAAACACAGAGGAUUUGCAAAGAGGAGCAGGAUGAUAAAGAGAUGUUAGGUGAUCAGCCAUACCAAGGAUCAGGAGACGGGGGUUCUGGUGAUGUUUUUGAUGAGAUGGAUGCCGAUGACGAGUUUCAAGACAUUGUGGAAAGUUCCGAAGAAACACCAGUUCAAGAGGUCGAGACCCCAGUUCCAGAGAUAAAACAAUUGUCCAGCGUGGAACCAUCAACGACUGCAUCUAUGGUAACAACAGAAAUUAGUCCCAUUAUUAAUGAAACUUUAUAUCCAAUAGUAUCAACCGAAUCGUCUGUUGAAAAAUUUAUGAAGGAAUCCGACGAGUUGUUCUUUGAUUCCGAGGAACAGAAACAAAAGUUUACUACUGAAAUGUCAUUGAAAAAGCCAGUAAAGGAUAGUUUAUUUUAUCCCAUUGAAGGAUCGGGAGAUGAAGGUUCUGGUUUAGAUGGUUCUGGUUUUGAUAUACUGUCUCACAAUGAUGAGGAAACCGAUGAAAAAUUGAUUUAUACGCCGGCGAAAACUACUUCUACCGAAAGCAUUAUCGAUAUGAUCUUUGGUGUAUUUACCGGAUCAGCUGCUACCGAAAAGAAGGAAGAGCCUAGUCUCGAAGAAGAAGAAUUCAUAGAUGCAUCACCAGCGAAAACUUUCCAUGAAACUGAAGAGGUGCCCGUUACAAAGUUGAUAACGAAAGCAACAACUGCGACCAUUCCAAUUGCCUCUUCUUCAACAAUUGGUCCAGAAUUGGUAGAAGUUAACGAAGCCGAUGACAUGUCGAAAUUAGGUACGAUCCGUGCCGAACCAGCCGGACCAGCCGAAGUUUCAAGUAGAAACGAUGAAUUAGCGGAGGUGUCACCAGCUAGACAAUCUAAAAAGGGAAUGGGUUCUUACGUUGUCUUGGCUGCUUUGUUGAUCAUUCUUGCGGCUUUGAUAGGAUUCGCAGCUUACAAGGGCGACUUUUGUAGGAAGAAAAGGAAACGAGGUGACGUUGAGAACGGUACCGAGAUGAAGGAUAUGCAGAAGUCUCUUUUAGAUACGGGUAAUCAAGUGCAACCGAAAAUAGCAUCGAACGGUAAUCCGGAAAAUGUGCCAUUGGUCGAUAGUACGAUCGAACACGAAGACACAAAAGAAUCUAUGGGGUCUCAGGAGAGAAUAAGAGGUCAAAAUGGUCAUCAGGAUCAAACAGAUAAUACGGAUCCCGUGAAACCUCCAAGAAAGGUAUUGGGUACACUGGAAGAAACGAAGCCUAUUCAAGAGGCCUUGCAGGAUUCGAUAUCCUCAAAAGAUGAAUCAUUUUCAGCGAGGACGAGUCCCGUUGAAUCAGCAAGAACGACCAGUCCGCGUCUUUCAGAAACAAAUGGUCCACCCUUGAGUCCUGGAGCUCAGAGAGUAAAAAUUACUCUUCAAGAGAAUCCAGAUAGCGUCCCGAAAACGCCUAUACUCAUAACGCGAACGUCCGUUGGUGAUAAUCUAGUCAAGACACCGUGA